AUGGAGGAUGUGAAGGUGAGGAGUUCUUCAGGCAUAGCCAAGGUCACUGGCAUAGCGCUCUGCCUGGCUGGAGUCUUCACCAUCGCCUUCUUCACCGGGCCGUCAAUAAGCCCUGUGAACCAUCACCUGGCCUUCGCCUCUGACCCAGCACCAGCAGGCUCGAAACCAGUAGUUCCGAAGGGGCCUGCUUUGCUAAAGGAUUGCACAGAUAAGAUGGUUGUGACUGUCACACAGUGCCUGUUCAGCACGGUGCAAUCGUUCGUUGUCGCGGUGGUCGCGGAGCGGGACUUCUCCAAAUGGAAGCUCCGCUUGGACAUCAGCUUGCUCGCCAUUUUAUACUCAGGUAUUAUGGUGACGGGAGUGUCCUACUACAUGCAAACUUGGUGCAUAGAGAUGAGAGGCCCUAUGUUCUUCGCCGCCUGGACCCCACUCUGCUUCGUGUUCACAAUAUUUUGCUCAUCAUUCUUUCUCGGUGAGAUUGUUCACCUCGGCAGCAUCUUGGGUGGAAUUUUGCUGGUCGGAAGCCUUUACACCAUGCUGUGGGGUAAAAGCAAAGAGGUUAAGACUGACAAUGUCACUCAGGAUACUGAGAAAGCUGAGCAUAAGAAAUCUGCUGAGAGUUACCCGAAAGAGCAACAUCAUACUACGGCAGAGGUCAAGGAAUAA
Miscanthus lutarioriparius is the source of this 666-nucleotide messenger RNA. Lineage: Eukaryota; Viridiplantae; Streptophyta; Magnoliopsida; Poales; Poaceae. The record is from the annotation of a GenBank genome assembly.